AUGGCAAAGUCAUCACUCUCAAUAACACUUGUGAUUCUCUUCUGUGGUUUAACUCUUGCAUCAAGAACAAAAAUCUUACCCUUAAGCACUAUUACUGCAUUGGCACCAGAACUCAAUGAUGGAUGGUGUGACAUGGUUGUUGCUACCACCUAUAAUCAAUCUCUUGCAUUUCUGUUGGCAGAUAAUGGAUUUGAUGUUUGGAUUGCUAACACACGAGGAACCAAAUAUAGUCAUGGACAUGCAUCAUUUUCUAAUAACAGCUCGGAUUAUUGGAAUUGGUCAUGGGAUGAAUUAGUUGCAUAUGAUCUUCCAGCAACAUUCCAGUAUGUGCAUGAUCAAACUGGACAAAAACUACACUACGGAACUUUGGUUGCAUUGGCUGCUUUUUCCAAAGAUCAACAAUUGGACAAGUUGAGAUCAGCUGCCUUGCUUUGUCCAAUUGCUUAUGUUGGUCAGAUGACCUCACCAUUAACAAAAGAUGCUGCUGACCAUUUCAUUGCAGAGUCACUGUACAAAUUGGGAAUUUUCGAAUUUAGCCUUAAAGGGUAA
Molecule: messenger RNA, 549 nt
Organism: Medicago truncatula (barrel medic)
Lineage: Eukaryota; Viridiplantae; Streptophyta; Magnoliopsida; Fabales; Fabaceae
Product: triacylglycerol lipase 2
Exons: 5
Coding region: 1-549 (182 amino acids)
Source: RefSeq, a predicted model, not a curated record